Chaetomium fimeti is the source of this 1971-nucleotide messenger RNA. Its product is annotated as regulator of chromosome condensation 1/beta-lactamase-inhibitor protein II. Gene Ontology annotation, cellular component: cytoplasm. The coding region runs from base 58 to 1572 and encodes 504 amino acids. Gene Ontology annotation, molecular function: guanyl-nucleotide exchange factor activity. The transcript has 3 exons. Lineage: Eukaryota; Fungi; Ascomycota; Sordariomycetes; Sordariales; Chaetomiaceae. The record is from RefSeq and is a predicted model, not a curated record.
CAAAACACCAAACUUGCAUGACUGGCUACAGAGUAACGACAUCGUACAUAGUAGACCAUGACCUCACUCCGGGGCGGCGAUACUCGCAGAAGAACAACGCGCGUAAAACCCAAUGUCGCAGAGCCUAACGAUUCAAAUCCAGGAACCGGGGCUCGCCCUGCCGCGACUCGCGCGACAAAGCGCAAGCACGACAACGAUGAUAUUGACCGUCCUACCGCAACACGCGGGUUGAAGAAGGCAAAAGUCGAACCCACUAUCAACCAGCCCCCGACCGAGGUUUUAGCCAUCCUGGUCUUUGGAAACGGCGAUGGGGGUGAAUUAGGUCUCGGGCCCGCAGCACAGGAAGCCAGUCGCCCUCGCCUCAACCAGUUUCUCAACCCCAGUGACCCUUCCGCACUCCGUGUCGUCCAACUCGCAUGCGGUGGGAUGCACACAAUCGGUUUGACCGAGGUCAACAGGAUUGUGACUUGGGGCGUCAAUGACAACUACGCUCUCGGAAGGAGCACCGCCUGGGACGGUGGUCUGCGAGACGUCGACGGGGACUCGGAGGAGGAUGGCGAGCUGAACCCUCUCGAGUCGACCCCGACCCCGAUUCCGACACAACACUUCCCGCCUGGAACGAGAUUUGUUCAAGUCGCCGCCGGGGAUAGCUGUAGCUUUGCGCUUACGGAUGCAGGAGCAGUGUAUGGUUGGGGCACGUUCAAGAACUCUGAAGGGAAGGAGAGGUUCGGCUAUGACGCCAAUGGGCAGGCCAUCGAGAAACAACCCACACCCACGCAAAUCGCCGGCCUGAGUAACAUCACCCAAGUCACUUGUGGUGCUAACCACGCCCUAGCUCUCGACGUGAACGGCGCCGUUUGGGCCUGGGGCUGCAACGAGCAGAAUCAGCUAGGUCGCCACGACUUUGGACGCCACGCUCGGGACUCGCUUACCCCUGACCGCGUCAGAAUCAGGGACAUCAAGCAUAUCGCCUGCGGGGACUACCACUCCUUGGCGGUUGACAAGAAGGACCAGGUGUGGGCCUGGGGUCUGAAUAGUUUCGGCCAAGCCGGCUAUGCUAAAGCGGCGGGUAGUGACGAGGUGCUCCUGCCCUUCCCGAUGAGGAUACCAGGCCUCCGCGGCAAGGGGGUGGUCUCUCUGGCCGGUGGAGCCCACCACUCCGCUGCGGUGACGGCUGAUGGGCAAUGUCUUGUCUGGGGCCGGUUAGACGGCGGGCAGCUCGGCAUAACUUUCAGCCCGGAGCAACUUGAGGACGCCACUGUGAUACGCCAUGACGAGCGCGGGAGACCGCGCAUUUGUCUUCGCCCCACGGCAGUGCCCGGUAUAGGAGAAGUCAGCCAUGUAGCGUGCGGACCCGACCACACCAUCUUUGUUACCCGGAAAGGAACGGCCUAUGCGACGGGUUUCAACUCACAGGGUCAGUUGGGUCUCGGCCAUGAGGAUGAUGUGGAAGCUGCCCAGCUUAUACAGGGCAAAGCCUUGAAGGACAGGGCGCUCACUUGGGCUGGUGCUGGCGGUCAGUUUUCAAUGGUGGCUGCCCGCUCCAAGUCCAGCCCUGCUGAAGGCAGUUAGGCCCCUCUGGCUAAAUAAAAGCUGAACUCGAAAGGAAAACAAGAAAUCAAGCAAAAAGGAAUACAACGAAAGUCAUCGGCAUACACAUUAGAUACAAACAGUCGAGUAAAAUACAGCCCCCCUAGGCUUCCGAGUGGCCUUGGUUUCGUUCCUCCAGGCGAGGUUUAUUCCACAUCUCCACUCGCAGGCGCCCGGCUGCUUUUGCCCAUAGGGUGGCUAAGUUUAACCAUCCCACCAAAUCCGCUUCCGGAGCGAACCACAUCGGCUUCUUUACAUACGUACAUAGUAGGUGCUUGAUCCUUACCUGUGCGACCCUUUUCUCAACCGAGAUACCCUAUUCCUUGUCAUCUAACACCGGUAAAUAUCACCGAAUAGAUUCACUACACGACCUACAAUGAC